Hemibagrus wyckioides is the source of this 2584-nucleotide messenger RNA. It is a transcript of the gene mmd2a, whose product is annotated as monocyte to macrophage differentiation-associated 2a. NCBI's taxonomy places the organism in Eukaryota, Metazoa, Chordata, Actinopteri, Siluriformes, Bagridae. The record is from RefSeq and is a predicted model, not a curated record. Bases 247 to 879 code for a protein of 210 amino acids. Gene Ontology annotation, molecular function: pore-forming activity. The transcript is spliced from 7 exons. Gene Ontology annotation, cellular component: membrane.
GGGUUUGAAAGCUCAAAUGGAGCAUGAUGUUCUGCUACACGACAUGGUUAUGGCUUUGCAGGAACUUCUCUGCACUUUCUGGAAUAAAAGAAAGAAGUAUUCGGUGUUCACGUGUGGCGAGCGCGCGAUAGAGAGACUCCCGAGCUGAAGGAAGGUCCCGGGCUGCACAUUGACUGACUGACACACACACACACACACACACACACACCAUGUUCAUCGACAGCAUGGAUUUCAGGAAUACUAAGUAUGGAAGGUAAAGUGCAUUCAAGACUGCUUACUUUUCAGCCUCAGCUUUACAUGCUAUUCAUGAACAGCCGAGUCCCAUCCAGCAAAAGAUAUCAACCGACUGAAUACGAGCAUGCAGCCAACUGUGCUACACAUGGAUUUUGGAUUAUUCCCAGUAUCCUGGGCAGUUCGCUGUUGUACUUCCUGUCUGAUGAUAAAUGGGAAAGCAUCACAGCGUGGCUGUACGGCACCGGGCUGUCGGGCUUGUUCAUCAUGUCCACCAUGUUCCACACUGUAAGCUGGAAGAAGAGUCAUUUGCAGACAGUUGAGCAGCGCUUCCACAUGUGUGAUAGGAUGGUGAUUUAUUUCUUCAUCGCUGCCUCUUACGCCCCCUGUUGUGUGCAGGCUGAACCUGAGGGAGCUCGGCCCCUGGGCGGCACACAUGCGCUGGCUGGUGUGGAUCAUGGCCUGUGUGGGCUCCGCUUAUGUCUUCUUCUUCCACGAGAAGAACAAGAUACUGGACCUGAUUUGCUACACCGUCAUGGGAGCUGUUCCUGCAUUUGUGCUUCUGUCAAUGCCGAACAGAGAGGGCGUGCUGGAGUUAUCAAUGGGCGGAGUCUUUUACUGCUUGGGCGUGGUUUUCUUCAAGAGUGACGGCCUUGUCCCUUUUGCUCACGCCAUCUGGCACGUCUUCGUGGCCGUAGGAGCAGUUAUCCACUAUUACGCUAUAUGGAAGUAUCUGUACGCGACAGGGAGUAGCCACAUGAGGUGACACACACUGAGGAACAUCAUGCGCUGCCGGGGCCACCACGCACCGUGUGUUAAACCAGGGGUGUCCGAGCUUACCCAGAAAGAGUCGAUGUGGGUGCAGGUCUUCAUUUCAAUCAAGCAGAAGCCACACAUGAGUAUAUUGCAGUGGGUAUUAACCUGGGGGUCUCAGGAAAAUGUUUAUCCUGAAUAAAUCUAUAAAAUACUUGCCUAAAGGCACCACCUACCAGCAACAAGGUAUAACUAAUGAACUACAAUUUACUGCUGAUUAGACAUGGAGUGAUUUCAUGUCAAGGACCAAGUAUAGAGUCAGAUUUAUUUUUGUUAGCCAUGAAUGUUAGUAAUCGUUAUGCAUUUAGACUUCAGGGUGUGGCAUUUAGGGGAUUUUUAUUUUUUUAAUUAAAAGCAGGUCACACUCAUACUUGUCUACUGAUAGACAAAACCAACUGAUGGAUCAGAUGCAGCUCCUGUUUGACCGAAACGAAAACCUGCACUCACACCAGCCCUUUGCGGAUAAGAUCGGACGCCUCCCGUUAAACGUAUUCCGAACUUACUGCCAGUAAUUUUAUCUAAAUGAAGUUGCCUUUAUUUGUCACAUAUACAUUACUGCACAGUGAAAUUCUUUCUUUGCAUAUCCCAUCCUUAGCAGUUUUUGGGGUCAGCCAUGACACAGCGCCCCUGGAGCAGGGUGGGUUGGGGGCCUUGUUCAAGGGCCCAACAGUGGCAGCUUGGUGGUGCUGGGGCUUGAACACCAAUCUUCCAGUCAAUAAUCCAGAGCCUUACCCACUUGAGUUACCACCCCCCGAAAAGAAUAUUCAAUCCUAGCUGCUCAUGUGUUGCAUCUGACAUCCUCAACACACCUGAACUCUACUGAAGAAAAUAUAUUUUUCUAAUAUAUAUAUAUAUAUAUAUAUAUAUAUAAAUGAGCAUUUUAUGAGCACAGAGCAUUUUAACUUAAAAUGGAGAAAGUCCAGACUUUCAUUUUCCAAGAAGUUUACAGGAAAACCUAUCAAGGUGAGAAGAAAAAGUAUAUUUAGGGUUUAAGAAUUUCUUAAACCUACUUAGGCUACUCUAGGUGUUAAUUUAUUGAAUGUGAUUUUAUGUUGUGCUUCACAGCAUUCAGUACAGAAUUUGUACCCAAACCUGUGUUUUGCACAAGGACGGUGCUUUGGAUGUGUACAGUGUUUGUCUCUUGAAUUGACUGCUGCUGAUUUAUAGGAAUAAUCAAAAACAAUAAAAUGAUAUUGUGUGUGCGGGGAAACCAUGCACUGCUUCUUGAUUUCUGACUGUGCCUAGCUUUCAUGGCAAUGUUUUUUGAUGAUAUGAACAGGAACAGGAACCGUAGCUGCUCUGACAUUCUUAUAAACCAGCACGCUGGCUUUCAGUGUGCAAACUGGGACCACUUUAAUACCACAGUUUUAAAGAUCUGAUGUAAAGAAUUUCACAUUCAUUGCAGGAUAGAAAGGGUUUGUCUUUACUUACAGAUGUUUUAUACAGUACAUUAUUCAGAAGAUAUAAAACAUCCCCAGCACUACAACACUGAAAAAUAAACUCUUCUCUGUGUCAAAGCUGCUUCUGUUGACCUCGUACU